Messenger RNA from Talaromyces proteolyticus, 480 nucleotides. RefSeq lists its product as uncharacterized. Gene Ontology annotation, molecular function: heme binding; oxidoreductase activity, acting on paired donors, with incorporation or reduction of molecular oxygen; iron ion binding. Lineage: Eukaryota; Fungi; Ascomycota; Eurotiomycetes; Eurotiales; Trichocomaceae. The record is from RefSeq and is a predicted model, not a curated record. The transcript has a single exon. The coding region runs from base 1 to 480 and encodes 159 amino acids.
AUGGAGCAAGAGCCCAUAAUACACGCCUAUAUCGAUAAAUUAAUAGACAAAAUCAAUGGACGUGUUGAAGAGGAGAACUCGCAAGGUGCGAAAACUUCAACAACACUUGAUGUUGUUGAAUGGAUCAACUACGUUGCAUUUGCCAUUAUCGGCGAUCUCACCUGGGGGUCGUCGUUUGGAUGUCUCGAUGGUCUCACCUAUCACCUAUGGAUACAGACCGUGGGCCAGUUCAAAACAGCCAUAGUCGUUGGUGCCACCAAGCUUUGUCUGCUUAUCUACUCCUUCUUGAUGGCAAUUACUCCGUCAUCUGCUCUGAAGGAUGUGAUGGAAAUGUGGAAAGCCACGGACCAAAAAGUUCGCCAACGAUGUCAGCCCACCGGAUUUCGUAUCCAUCAUUCUGACAGCUGGCAAGGGUUCUAUAAUGUCUAUGAGCUAGGAGGAGAUGGAGGUCAAUGCCAUGAUGAUUGUUGCUACAGAUAA